Messenger RNA from Homarus americanus (American lobster), 423 nucleotides. Its product is annotated as putative protein TPRXL. NCBI's taxonomy places the organism in Eukaryota, Metazoa, Arthropoda, Malacostraca, Decapoda, Nephropidae. The coding region runs from base 1 to 423 and encodes 140 amino acids. The record is from RefSeq and is a predicted model, not a curated record. The transcript has a single exon.
AUGGUGGGUGUGGAUGUCGUCUUCAUCGUCGUUGCCUUCGUCAUCGUCGCCUUCGUCAUUGUCGUCUCAUUCAUCGUCGCUUCGUCAUCGUCGUCGCCUUCGAUCGUCGUCGUUGUAUCGUCGUUUCAUUCGUCGCCGCCUUCGUCAUCGUCGUCGCCUUCGUCAUCGUCGUCUCAUUCGUCGUCGCCUUCGUCAUCGUCGUCGCCUUCGUCAUCGUCGUCUCAUUCAUCGUCACCUUCGUCAUCGUCGUCGCCUUCGUCAUCGUCGUCUCAUCUGUCGUCGCCUUCGUCAUCGUCGUCGCCUUCGUCAUCGUCGUCGCCUUCGUCAUCGUCGUUGUCGUUUUCAUCAUCACCUACAGACGUGUGUUUAUAUCCACGUCCAAUGUUUCUACUCAAUGAGCUGCGGCACCAAAAAGUUACCUAA